UCCUCCUACUCUCUUUCUCUUGAGCCUAUGAACAAGAUUACGCAGAGCUAAAAGUACAUUCCGCUCUAAUAAUGGAGCAAGCUGUGUUCUUGUUUCUCGCCUGAGGGAUGAGGACGCACAAAGGAAAAGUGCUCAGAGCUUCUCUUGCAUUUCCAUCCCCGAGAAAAAGCUGCUCAGCUUCAUUGACGGAGCGCAGACUCGCGUCUUCAUUGCGCCGAUGAUGAAACACUCUGGAGAAGGUUUUACGCGUCAAGUCAUGAUCAGAUUUUGCACCUCGGUCAACCACCAGACCAAAACGCUUCAGCUGUAAUCUGGAUUCACACUCUCUCCUGGUGUUCUGGGCAGUCAGAGACUGGAUGCAUUCACCUGCGCUUCAUGAAGUCGAUGGCUGCUGGUGCGUAAAAUUUUGGAGCCGCCAAAAGAGACGCCUAUCCUUGCAUUUGCACUUGUGUGUCAGCGGACAGUAGUGAGCUUGUUUUUUUUUUCCUGCUUACCUCCAAAGCACUUGGAUUAAAUUCUGACUUUUAGUUGUCUUAUAAGACAGUGAUUCCAGCAUGCUGAAGGCGCUGUGUGUGCAAGUUUUGCUUUGGAGUUUGGCCAAGGCGCAGCUGGUGGAUCCCGAGGUGGGACUCACUGCGCAAGAACAGGUUCUCCUGCUGUAUGAUAUCAAAGUGCAGUGUCUCCAGAACAUUUCUGAGCAUGAUCCUGAAGAUGACGUGUGCGCCCCUGGAUGGGACGGGCUCAUUUGCUGGCCUCAGGGUUCUUUAGGGACCCUCACCAAAGUGCCGUGCCCCAGAUACAUUUACGAUUUCAAUCACAACGGCUAUGCCUACCGUAAGUGUGACGUGAAUGGAACCUGGUUCUCGCUGGAGAACAGAACCUGGGUAAACUACUCUGAAUGUCUGUGGUUCCUGACGCCAGGCAAGGAAAGAGGCAAGAGGGACUUUUUUGAGAGACUGCACAUCAUGUACACUGUUGGCUACGCUGUAUCCUUCAGCUCCUUGCUAGUAGCCAUUUUUAUCAUCGGCUACUUCAGGCGUCUUCACUGCACCAGAAACUAUAUUCAUAUGCACCUGUUUGUGUCCUUCAUGCUGCGUGCCGUCAGCAUUUUUGUGAAGGACCUGGUAGUGGAUGCCAACGGCGGCAUGCAGCAGUACGAUGCGGUGCUCAUGGACGACAUCAAUGUGGUUUCCAUCAGCCCUCUGGACAAGACUCAGUAUGUCGGCUGUAAGAUCACCGUGUUGCUGUUUAUCUACUUCCUGGCCACAAACUACUACUGGAUCCUGGUGGAGGGACUUUACUUACACAGCCUCAUAUUCAUGGCUUUCUUCUCUGACUCCAAGUACCUCUGGGGCUUCACACUUAUAGGAUGGGGUGUUCCCGCUCUCUUUGUGUCAGCUUGGGCCGUCGUCAGGGCUAUUCUGGCAGAUGCACGGUGCUGGGAACUGAGCGCAGGCAAUAUUAAGUGGAUUUACCAGGUGCCUAUUCUGACAGCAAUUGGACUCAACUUUAUUCUGUUUGUGAAUAUCGUGCGAGUUCUGGCCACCAAGAUCCGAGAGACGAACGCGGGCAGAUACGACACUCGCAAGCAGUACAGGAAGCUGGCAAAGUCCACACUGGUGUUGGUGCUGGUGUUUGGGGUGCAUUACAUUGUGUUUGUGGGGAUGCCACACACUUUUACUGGUCUGGGCUGGGAGCUGCGCAUGUACUGUGAGCUAUUCUUCAACUCUUUUCAGGGAUUUUUCGUGUCCAUCAUUUACUGCUUCUGCAAUGGGGAGGUCCAGACAGAGAUACGGAAGACGUGGCAGCGUUGGACAUUAGCAUUCGACUGGAAGGGCCCAGUUGUGCUGGUUAAUUAUCGCUACAGAUCAGUGUUGACUAGCGUAAACAGCAACAGCAGUGUUCAAUCCCAGGUCCCAGUCCUACUGACUAACCGAGUGUAUCGCUCAUCUAGACGAGCCAGCAGCACUUGCGUCUCACACAGCAUGCGUACACACUCACACCUCACCCUGCCCGGCUACGUCUUUAGCAACUCGGAUGCCGAAAGCCUGCCUCCAUCCAUCCCAGAGGAGAAUGAGGAUGAAGCGAAACAUGUUGAUGACAUCACACUUAGGGAAAGCACAAGAGUUUUUCCAAGAGAUGGUGCCAAAAUCUCAGACGACGUCAUACUGGAAGGGGAGGCCAAGCACAUCGAUGCAUUCAGAGAGGAUCAGGCGUUUGUUGAUGUUGCCUUCAGAGAGAAUGCCAGCUGUGCCGGGGACAUCAUACUGAAGGACUCGGUGAGGUACAGCAGUUUGGAUCAAGAGGAAGAACUGGAGCUGUAGGAGGAAAAGGAAAGGCUGUGUGUUAGUUUGCCUCACAUAUGCAAUGUUAAGGCUUAACUCAUAUUUCAUCUUUCCUUCUGUGAAAACUGUGAGAAAGGUCUCAGCUGGGAUUUUCAUUCCAAGGUAAUGUGAAAUGCAAAAAAAGUGGAAUUUGAUGUAAAGUGCCAUUAGAUGUCGUAAUUUAUUUUCCUGUGGAAGGAUUCGGAUUCAGAAUGAAUUUAGAGACCUUUCCAAGUGAAGAGAAAUUAACGUUCGCCUCAAUAUUUCUGCAUGUGACAUAUGCAAGGACAAUCUGUAAAACAAUCUGUAAAAACCAUACUAUUAAAGCACAACUGAAAUUAUAUAUAUACAGAAAGAGAGAGAGAGAGAGAGAGAGAGAGAUUUUACUGUCAGUUGGGGUGGUUACUGAGUUGAUGCAAACAAAUAUGAAAUGUACAGAAUGUACUUCAUUACAGCAUAGUGAUUCUCAAUAGCUUAAGGUCUUAAAUGUAAAUAAAAUGAUAGACAACAGCAUGAACUUUACGUCCAAAAUCACCGCACUCAGUAUUACUCUAACAGUGAUGUCCAAUUUUGCAUGGAGCCUAAUGAAGCUCAUAAAUUUUGGUCAUUUUUGCCAAAAUGCCUAACAGCCCGGCCUAGUAGAGGAAUUUUCUUUCACUGACUGACUGACUGACUGACUGACCGACUAAGUCCCAUUGUUGAAAUGGUACCAGUGAACGAUACCAGCGACAUACAUUCAUCUGCUGUGUUAGUUCCAAACUAGCUCACCUUUGCACACUUUUGGGAUAGUUGCAGAAAGGGAGGUAGGUUAGCUAAAGUUGUGUCUUUUCAUGUAGGCGUGUGUGCUUUUUCAAGUAUUACCGAAGCUAAAACUUCUGUUAAAUGAAGAGGUGCGAGGACGUACUGUGGCUUGAUUGCGUUUGUAGCUACAUACUGACUGUAUAUUGAUCGUUAUGUUGUUUACUUAAAUGAAUGCGUGUUCUGCUCUUAGCUAGCUAGCUAUCUAAUGUUAGUUACAUUUCAAUGUAGGUAACAUUAGCUAGCAAGCAGUGAAUGAUUCCUGUGUAUCUGCUGAGUGUGUGUUAAUGCAGCAAAUAUAUUAUAUUUAGGGUUAUGAAGGGUUGGGAGGAUGUACUGUAACAAGAUAUGUUGUUUAUUUAAGUGUUCUGCGCUUAGCUAGCUAUGUAACGGUGCCACAGCACCUAUUUUGAAACACAGGGCAUUAUCCAAACCCUCUACAUUACAUCUCAAGAACUUCUAAUAAGGAUAUAUAUUUUAGAUCCUACAUAAAUGACUGCCUCACCAUUAUUUAAAUGCCAUUGACACUGUGUGACGAGUGUUAUCCAGCCAAACGUGGUCGGGCAAAACUAGGCUUAUUUGAUAUACAGAAAACAAAAUAAUGCAUAAAUGCAAACCAAGCACACAUCCACAGAAUCAGUUUUUGCUUUGUUUUUGUACUGCUGCUUUGUUUUCUGUUAAAAUAGAACAAAUGUACUGUUCUGGCAUUUUACACAAAAGCAAAUGCAUGACCUCUGACCAACCUGAGAUUUAUAUAUGGCAAUGUAUUUAUGUAGAUAAUGUGAACUUAGGUUCUGUAUUAUGAUGUGCAUUGUUUAUUAAAAAGUGAUUAAUCUGCAAACAUUGUCAA
This is a messenger RNA of Pangasianodon hypophthalmus (striped catfish), 3972 nucleotides long. It is a transcript of the gene pth2rb, whose product is annotated as parathyroid hormone 2 receptor b. Gene Ontology annotation, biological process: cell surface receptor signaling pathway; adenylate cyclase-modulating G protein-coupled receptor signaling pathway. Gene Ontology annotation, cellular component: plasma membrane. The transcript is spliced from 13 exons. The record is from RefSeq and is a predicted model, not a curated record. Bases 555 to 2324 code for a protein of 589 amino acids. Gene Ontology annotation, molecular function: G protein-coupled peptide receptor activity; parathyroid hormone receptor activity; peptide hormone binding. Lineage: Eukaryota; Metazoa; Chordata; Actinopteri; Siluriformes; Pangasiidae.